Otolemur garnettii (small-eared galago) is the source of this 1149-nucleotide messenger RNA. It is a transcript of the gene LIX1, whose product is annotated as limb and CNS expressed 1. Bases 220 to 1065 code for a protein of 281 amino acids. Lineage: Eukaryota; Metazoa; Chordata; Mammalia; Primates; Galagidae. Gene Ontology annotation, cellular component: cytoplasm. The record is from RefSeq and is a predicted model, not a curated record. Gene Ontology annotation, biological process: autophagosome maturation. The transcript has 6 exons.
AGCCCAGCGAGCUAAUUAGCUCGGAACACAACAAAGAUAAGUGAGCCUGGGGAGAGGCCCCCUGAGGGGUCUUUAGAUUCUGGGAAAUGUCUGAUUGGCAGAUGUUAAAAGGGAUUCUUGGGUAAUCCAGUGCAUCAAUGAGCUGCACAAAUUCAGUCCAGGACUGCAGGAAUCCAGGCAUGAGGACAGGGUGCAGGAGGCUCUCACGGGCAGACCAAGAUGGACAGGACUCUGGAGUCUCUGAGACACAUCAUCGCCCAGGUCCUGCCUCACAGAGACCCGGCUGUGGUCUUCAAAGAUUUGAAUGUUGUGUCAAUGUUACAGGAAUUCUGGGAGGGCAAGCAGCAGCAGAAGACUGCAUUCCCCAGUGACAGCCUCGUGCUCUACGAGUCACUGCCAGCACCUGGGCCUCCCUUUGUGAGUUACGUGACCCUCCCAGGAGGAAGCUGUUUUGGCAACUUUCAGUGCUGCUUGAGUAGAGCUGAGGCCCGAAGGGAUGCAGCGAAAGUGGCCCUAAUCAACUCCCUCUUCAAUGAGCUACCCUCACGAAGGAUCACGCAGGAAUUCAUCAUGGAAAGUGUUCAGGAGGCCGUGACCUCCAGCAGCGGCUCACUGGGCGAUGCAGCUGAUCCUAGCACCAGCGUGGGUGCCUACCGCUACAUGCUGGAGUCCAGCCUGGGGAAGACCAUGUUGGAGUUCCAGGAGCUGAUGACCAUUUUCCAACUACUGCACUGGAAUGGAAGUCUAAAGGCUCUUCGUGAGACAAAGUGUUCCCGACAGGAAGUCAUCUCCUACUAUUCCCAGUAUUCCCUGGAUGAAAAGAUGCGCAGCCACAUGGCCCUGGACUGGAUCGCGAGGGAGAGGGAGAUGCCGGGAAUCCUCUCUCAAGAGCUACGAAUGGCCCUGAGGCAGCUGGAAGAAGCCAGGAGAGCAGGACAAGAACUACGGUUUUACAAAGAAAAGAAAGAAAUCCUGAGCCUUGCUCUGACUCAGAUCUACAGGGACCCUGACAGUCCCUCACCCAGUGAUGAGCUGGGCCUCACGGCCCUGUGUGGCCACCACUAGUGAGUUCAGGCCCGGGGACCUGAGCAGUAGUAGAAGCUGGAUGUUGGGGAGCACAGUGAAAGGUCUUCACAGGCUUCAGCACCU